Messenger RNA from Protopolystoma xenopodis, 291 nucleotides. Lineage: Eukaryota; Metazoa; Platyhelminthes; Monogenea; Polystomatidea; Polystomatidae. The record is from the annotation of a GenBank genome assembly.
AUGGUUUCCGGCUCUGACGAUGUCCGUCAAAUAACGGACGAAAGCUCAACACGGAGUCAUCGGGAUCGUAGGACGGGCAGCCAAGGUCUUCUUCGCACAAUUCAACAGACAAGAGCCCAAGGCAAUCCUCCUGCGGUAUCCGGUGCGGCUAAUCUACGAAUACUUUCGAGCCACAUUUUCAAACAAAAUGAAAGGUACGUCAGUAUGGACUUAAUUCUCUUUCUAAAUCAGACUGGAUUGCUGUUUCCGAAUGAACUGGGGAGCACCGGUGGGCAUCAAAAGCAGGCUUAG